UUAAAAGAGUGCUCUGGGGCCUCCUUGCUUUUGAACAGAUUAAGACCCAGAGGCCGAGGAAGAAUCAACACAAUGGACGACCCUUUAUAUGAUGAGUCAUGGCCGGAGGUCGAGACCAUCAACCAAUACGCCGUGUUCAUGGGCUACCUGUCGAUGGGCGUCAGGGGGCUCGCGCUGCUGGUGCUGACGUGGACCACCGUCGUCCUCCUCGGCGGCUUCGUGUCGGACCUGGAGACGAAAGACUUUUGGGCUCUCACGGUCAUCACGCUCGUCCAAACAGCCGGGGUGUUCGACGUCCUUUUAAAGGAGAAGGCAACCGACAUUUUUAGUUUGUGGUUGGGUUUGCUGGUUGCUGUGGAAGGAGAUCGACUUGAUGACUAUAGACCGGUCUAUAAACCCCUCGGUGUAGGAAAAUAUGCUUUAUUUUUUGGUCAGAUGCUGGUGCUUGCUAUUGUGUUGUUACCUAUAGUGGUCCUCUAUCUGCUUGGGCUCUAUGCCUCCACAGCAAUAUCCUUGUGGCGGCUGAUACAACAUGACUUUGGUGGCGACGAUGGCACAAACAAGAAGCCGGCCCUCGUCAUUCUCUACUCCUUAGCCAUGGCACAAGGUGUGGUCUUCCUCUACAUGACCAAGUCGGUGGCCCACUCAUACGAACUGCAAGAAGAUUCAGAACUUGUGUCGGGCUACCUGGAUGAAAGCAUUAAGGGGUGCAUGAAGGAGCCAUCUUUCGCCAGAGGAAGGAACCUCAUCACCUAUGCUGUGGACAAGCUGAUGGAAUUCGACAAGUCGCGAGACAGCUAUAUUUGUGGGGUUAAGAUUCUUAGCAGAGUGGUCAGGUUGGAUCGUAAGGGAUUCUAUGGGCAGCAGGUCCUGGCAAAGGAGCUGCUGACCGGAUCGCCGUCCCUGAUCCCGCACCUGCUGGAAACGAUGGGUCCCAGGAGCCCGUACGACAGGGACAUCAGGGAGCACGCCGCGAGGGUAGUGGCGCACGUCGCCGGCAGCAUCCACCUGGACAGCUUCCCGGGAGGGGUCAUCGGAUGCGUCUCCGCCCUGCUGCCGGAGGAAUACGAAGAAGGCGGAGACCACUGGCUGUGGGAGGACCUGGAGCGGCAGUGGCUGCUGGAGGAAUGCGAGCGGCAGCGCUGGUUCUUGCGGCUACCGGAACCACCCGUCACCAUCGACGGCAUGGUUGAGGCUUCCAAGGUGCUGGUGGAGCAAGGCCUGCUCAUCCUCCGGAAGCUCGCCGCCGACGAGGACAACUGCCGAGUCAUAAGCAACGCACCAGGCCUGGUGUGCAAGAUCAUGGCGCCUCUCACCUCUGCCAAGCUCCACGGGGACUACCACGAUCAAUGGUACGACAUAGCAAACGAGUCGAUGAAGCUCGUUCUCAGCCUCAUGGCUGCUCCUGGGACUGGCGAGGUGCAGUCCCAAAUCUCAAGCAACAUGAAAGCCAUCACCGGCAUUCUCGAUUGCCGUGAAUGCGCAGUUCUGCUGAAGAGACGAGCCACCCAGAUCCUCUUGGACCUGUCCGUGGAGCCACAGCCACCCGGCUGCAGGGUGUUCAUCUGGAUGCUGCUGCACAUUUUUGUCUUGCCAGAUGAUUGCUUUGACAGGACGAUCUCUUCCGUUGGGCGGGUGAAGAAGAGGAGAUACAUCCGGAGAUUGGCCGGAGAGAAGCUGCAAGCCGCCGAGCAAUCGGUUGGUGGCGUCAUCAGCGACCUCGGUACAGCAAUUUGCGAAAAUGACCCAUACAUGGCACAUGCAGCAAUGGUCCUUGGGCACCUCUGGGCACAUUGCAGUGACGAGUAUCGGGAACAAGUGAAGCAAGGCGUGUUCGAUGUGAUGCCAAAGGUGCUCAGAGAAAUACUGAGGAAGCCUCCUGCGCGACCAGCAGCCGAUGACCUGGAGAAUGGGAGUGAUUCUUCUCGUGAUCAGCAAGACUUGGACCGGCGUGAGGACAUCAAGCUGAAGAAAUCCUUGAUAUCCUUUUGCUGGACGAUAUAUAAGAAAAGCGGGUGGGAACUAACAGCUCGGAUGGAUGAGAUUGCCGCUGAGGUCCUAUCUGGACUAGGGGAGAGUCCCCGUGGGAUCACGGGUCUGCUUUACGCCGCAGAACGCCAGGAUUAA
Panicum hallii is the source of this 2127-nucleotide messenger RNA. RefSeq lists its product as uncharacterized. Lineage: Eukaryota; Viridiplantae; Streptophyta; Magnoliopsida; Poales; Poaceae. The record is from RefSeq and is a predicted model, not a curated record. The transcript has 5 exons. The coding region runs from base 73 to 2127 and encodes 684 amino acids.